Messenger RNA from Triticum aestivum (bread wheat), 933 nucleotides. RefSeq lists its product as uncharacterized. The transcript is spliced from 3 exons. The record is from RefSeq and is a predicted model, not a curated record. NCBI's taxonomy places the organism in Eukaryota, Viridiplantae, Streptophyta, Magnoliopsida, Poales, Poaceae. The coding region runs from base 171 to 677 and encodes 168 amino acids.
GACACGUUUGCAGGCGUUGGGGCCCGCGCCACGCGUCGUCGCUUUCAAUCGCUGGCUGGCAGCUGCUCUUAAACCGCUCCACCGUGAGCGUAGCCGUCGUGCCCUGCCAUUGUUGCUCUCUAGCUCGAACCCGGCCCUUAGAAGAAGCACCUGAUCUCGUCCUAGCAGGCAUGGACGGCAAGACGGAGAUGCUUCUUCCGCGCCCUGUGACCGUGGCCAAGAAGAAGAUCCCAGGUUCUGUUUGGCUGGUCUGCGGAUGGGCGCUCCUCAGCGCCUGCGCCAUCGCCUUGGGCCACUACGAUCUCCCCUGCAGACAGGCCACGUUCGUUCUGCGUUGCGGGUGCGUUGAGCUGACGGACACCAAGGCCGCCUGCUUGAGCGCCCUCUGGAUCGGGGCCCUGCUCUGCACCGCGUCCCAGGCAGCCGCGGCGGCGCUGGCGCUGCUGCUCCCACGCCUCCACCCCGAGCUGCUCUCGCUCUCGCUCUGGCUCGCUGCCACCGGCCACUGCAUGGCCAGCGGCGCCGUUUUCAUCCUCUGCUUCGCCGAGCCAUGCCCAGGAUGCUGCUUCCACAGCACACUCUUCGUCCUGGCCCUGUGCUUGUUGGAGUUGGGCGACGUCGUCGGCUCCAUGGCUCUCGUCGUGGGAGCGGUGAGGAGUAGGGCACACACCAUGUAGGCGAUUAGCCCAGCAAGCUGCAGGGGACUGUAUGUGUCCAUGGAUCAGCUCAAGAUCGAGGUACUGAUGAAGUGAUGAGCUAGUUCUCGCCAAGGAAGAAUAAAUCUAUUGUAGUAGUAUGCAGUAUGCUGCGAGGAGUGAUGGAGCGAGUGCCGUAUGUAUGUGUGAAUCUGCAACUAGUGCCUGAUUUGUGCUCAUGUACUCAUAUGUUGUUCCUGGCGUUGAGCAUUACUAUUGUAUUCCAUUCCACCUGCAA